GUUGUGGUUUGUUUUUCAGUUACUUGCAUUCAUGUUCACCGCCCAUCAUCCAUGGGAAUCUGACCUGUGACACGAUAUUUAUCCAACACAAUGGACUCGUGAAAAUAGGAUCAGUUGCUCCGGACACCAUUCACGUGCACAUCAAGACUUGCCGGGAAAACAUGAAAAACAUGCAUUUUAUCGCGCCUGAAUGCGGAAAUUUCGUGACGCCCGCCAUCGACAUUUAUGCGUUUGGCAUGUGCGCGUUAGAAAUGGCCACUCUGGAGAUACAGGGCAACGGCGACAGCGGCACGCUGGUCACGCAAGACCACAUCAAUCGCACGAUUGAGUCGCUGGACGAUCCUCUGCAAAAGGACCUGAUCUACCAGUGUCUGACUGCCGAUUUUGAGAAACGUCCUUCGGCAAGGACGUUACUCUUCCACCCCGUACUGUUUGAGGUGCACGCGUUGAAACUGCUCGCGGCGCACGCUCUGGUUAAGACUGAACAUUUUGCCGACCGACUGUCCGAUGAGAUGUACCCUCAGGAAAAAGUGAUAGCUGAGUUAGUGCACCCCAACGAUGAAAUUCGAUCGGUUCAAUUCAAAAUGUCCGAUGUCCCAGAGAGCAAUAAGCUCGAAAAGUUCGUCGAAGACGUCAGGUGUGUGUUGUGCAUCAUUAUCCUAUAACGUUAUUGUCUAUAUAUUUUAUAGUCAGAUAAUAUAUGACUGUAACCGUUAUAACCAUU
Messenger RNA from Diuraphis noxia (Russian wheat aphid), 724 nucleotides. RefSeq names its product MLF1-adaptor molecule (gene Madm). Gene Ontology annotation, biological process: protein phosphorylation. The record is from RefSeq and is a predicted model, not a curated record. Lineage: Eukaryota; Metazoa; Arthropoda; Insecta; Hemiptera; Aphididae. Gene Ontology annotation, molecular function: protein kinase activity; ATP binding.